AUGCAUUAUCUUCGUACUAGUCUCUCAGGGGAGCCAGCUCAACGCAUCGCGAAUCUUACGAUCUCGGAUGAGUCAUUCUCGAUUGCAUGGGAACUGCUCUUGUCUCGCUACGAGAAUAAGCGACUGCUCAUUUCAGCUCAUUUGGAACAACUCCUCAGUCCCCCAACCAUGACUUCUCACAGUGCCAAAGAGCUCAAUGUCCUGCUCACUGUCACCUCUGAGGUACUUAACGCUCUGGAGGCUCUCGGCUCCCCAACCUCCCAGUGGGACCAGGUGAUCGUACAUACGGUCUCGCAACGGCUCAGCUCAAAGCUUCGUGAAGCCUGGGAGGUCAAGGUCGGUUCAUCGGCGGAGUAUCCUUCAUACAAGGACUUCAAGGAUUUCCUCACUGGGAGAGCUCGCGCGAUGGAGAGCAUCGAGAUUAACUCGGUUCCUCGUGCUCCUGCCACAAAGCCCUCCAAUGUCAGCUCAUCCAAGCAGUCGACCGCUGCGAAGGUUCACCACGGCACCGCUCAACCACCACAAAAAUCGAGGCCAGCUCUCAAGUCCGCUCCAUCGGGGAAGGUCACGUACCCGUGCUCGAUGUGUGAGGCAGACCAUUACCUCACAUCCUGCUCAUCCUUCCGUCAACUUUCGGUAUCAGCUCGUAGGGAGGUAGUAGAGCGUCGCUACCUCUGCUACAAUUGCCUUGGUCGGCACUCGGUGAGGGACUGCAGGUCCAAGACCAAGUGCCAGUAUUGCGGGGGCCUCCACCACUCGAUGCUCCGCAACCAGCCAUCGAGUCAGCCUCAAAAGGCCGUUCCGGUGGUGACCUACACCCACGGAAACGACAUCCCCAAGGUGGUCACCAUUCAGAUUCCGGAUCCGCUCAAGACUUCCGCCCUGGGGUCCUUCUGGCUACCAGCCUUGCGCUUUUGGUACGCCCAGAUCGGCCAGCUCAUCAGGUUCGUCUACUCAUCGAUCCAGGGUCGGAAAUCUCUGUCAUCUCAGACCAGCUCGUUCCUAAGAGUUUCUGCCUAUGCUCUCGGCCAGCUCACAACCUCAUUACCGACGUUCUCACCAAGUCAGCUCACAUGGGAUCAUCUGGAAGGACUCAAGCUCGCUGAUCCCGAUUUUCUCACACCAGCACCAAUUGACAUCCUUCUUGGCGCUGAUGUCUAUGGACAGCUCAUCUUACCACAAGUCAUCACCAAUGGACCAAACUCACCAUCGGCUCAGCUCACGCGACUUGGAUGGAUCGUAUUCGGACCAACGGAAGGUCCUGAUACUACUCAAGUAGCAACUUCUCAUCUAACGGUCACCAACGAGGAUCUCAACGAACUGCUCACCAAAUUCUGGAUCCAGGAAGAGAUCCCUGGGACACCAGAGGUUCAGCUCAACGAGGAGGAAGCGCAGUGUGAAGAACACUUUCAACGGACCCACUCACGAGAUGCAUCUGGCCGCUACAUUGUUCGGAUACCGCUCAAAUCUCCAGUUUCCUCGCUAGGAGAUUCACGAUCGUCUGCACUCGCUUGCCUCCAUCGUCUGCUCAGGAAACUCUCACGUGAUGAGGUUUAUCGUCAGCUCUACACGGACUUCCUCAGGGAAUAUGAAGAGCUCGGCCACAUGCGUCGAGUCUCCGGACAGCUCGCUAGAUCAGCUCAUCAGCGCCAGCUCAAUGGGGGGGCACGGGCACCGAAAUGA
Messenger RNA from Diachasma alloeum, 1683 nucleotides. RefSeq lists its product as uncharacterized. The transcript has 3 exons. The record is from RefSeq and is a predicted model, not a curated record. The coding region runs from base 1 to 1683 and encodes 560 amino acids. Lineage: Eukaryota; Metazoa; Arthropoda; Insecta; Hymenoptera; Braconidae.